AUGGCUCGUCAGCCAGAGACAAGGGGCCAAAUAAAAUUGUUGAUGGCUGAUCGCAAAGGCGAAGAAGUUGUCAUCACACGUACGUUACAAACAACACAGAAGGCAAAAAAUUUGCAAUUGAAAACACUGGAUCCAGUAAUUCAUAGGAAGAAGUCUAGUGGUGAAGUUGUACAGGUUGGUGGACGGUGCAUUGAUGUAAAUUUAGAAAUGUCUCAUGUUUUUGGUGUAUCAAAAGCUGUUCUGAGCAAUGUUAUAUUUUGCCAUCAAGAAGAUUCUAACUGGCCAAUGGAUGAGGGAAAGAAACUCAAGGAGAAGUUUGAUUCCAUAUUCGAUGCAACAAAACUUAAUAAAUGUUUGGAACACAUCAGAGAUCUUAGGAAAGCAGUAAAUACAGAAAUCAGCACUGAUGAGAAACUUCUGAAAUCACAACAAGAGAUAAAAGAUGAGACUGUUUCAAAAAAGAAGGAUUUACAAGAGGCAGAGAGUCGUCUGGCAGUAACUCAGGACAAAAUAGAUAACUUGAGCGAUAAACUAUCACCUUUGCUAGAAAAACUAGAUGAAAUUGUGUGA
Molecule: messenger RNA, 570 nt
Organism: Schistocerca piceifrons (Central American locust)
Lineage: Eukaryota; Metazoa; Arthropoda; Insecta; Orthoptera; Acrididae
Product: DNA repair protein RAD50-like
Exons: 1
Coding region: 1-570 (189 amino acids)
Biological process (GO): telomere maintenance via telomerase; double-strand break repair; telomere maintenance via recombination
Cellular component (GO): Mre11 complex; condensed nuclear chromosome
Molecular function (GO): ATP hydrolysis activity; double-stranded telomeric DNA binding; G-quadruplex DNA binding
Source: RefSeq, a predicted model, not a curated record